AGACGGGCGGCGGCGGCAGUACGGAAAGGGCGCCCACUCCCCGGACGAGCUGCAAGGCGACCGCUCCUCGCGGGCGGCCGGGGUCCGCGCUGCAGCUACCGGUGCUCUCCGGCCCGGGCUGCCGCGACAGGCGGCCCCGGCUCCCGCCGACUCGCGGCGCCCCCCGGCUGCGCCCCCACGCGCUGCUCGCGGCCCGGGCCAUGGGGCUGGGCGGAUCCGAAGCUCGGCCGAGCUGAGGCAGCGGCGCCCGUUCGCGCAGCCCGCUCGCCGGCGCCUGACCCUCACGAUGAUGAAGAAGAAGAAGUUUAAGUUUAAGGUGGACUUCGAGCUCGAGGAGCUCUCCUCGGUGCCCUUCGUCAACGGGGUCCUCUUCUGCAAGAUGCGGCUGCUGGACGGCGGCACCUUCACCGCGGAGUCCUCCAGGGAGGUGGUGCAAGCAAAUUGUGUUCACUGGAGAAAGAAGUUCUCGUUUAUGUGCAAAAUGAGCGCCAGCGCCUCCACCGGCAUCCUGGAUCCCUGUAUCUACAGAGUGUCUGUACGGAAGGAAUUAAAAGGUGGGAAAGCUUACGCAAAGCUGGGCUUUGCAGAUCUAAACCUGGCAGAGUUUGCUGGAUCAGGAAGUACCACCCGUCGCUGCUUACUGGAAGGCUAUGAUACCAAAAAUACAAGACAGGACAACUCCAUUCUUAAAGUUUUGAUCAGUAUGCAGCUGAUGUCCGGUGACCCAUGCUUUAAAACGCCUCCUUCCACAUCCAUGUCAAUACCAAUCGCUGGGGAAUCGGAGUCUCUGGAAGAGGAUAGGAAAGGCGGCGAGACCCUCAAAGUGCAUCUUGGGAUAGCAGAUCUUUCAGCGAAGAGUGCCUCCGUUCCAGAUGAACUUGGUGCCUGGGGACACUCUAGAACAUCAAGCUAUGCAAGCCAACAGUCCAAAGUAUCAGGGUAUAGCACAUGCCACUCGCGGUCAUCCAGUUUCUCCGAGUUCUGCCACAGGAGAAAUACCUCAGUAGGAAGCACGUCAACAGGGAUUGAAAGUAUUCUUGAGCCAUGUGACGAAACUGAGCAAAUCACAACUGAACCAAAUCCAGACCCCGUCUCCGCUGCCGCUGCUGUUAAGGAAGAAGAAGCUCCGGAGAAACUCCCCAGAUGCCCAGUGAAGCAGGAUUCCGUUGAGUCUCAGCUGAAGCGGGUCGACGACACCAGGGUGGAUGCUGAUGACGUCGUGGAGAAGAUCCUGCAGAGUCAAGACUUCAGCCUCGACUCCAGCGCAGAAGAAGAAGGGCUGAGGUUAUUCGUGGGACCUGGGGGAAGUACAACCUUCGGCAGCCACCACCUUCCAAACAGGGUAGGAUCUGGAGCCUAUGAGCAAGUUGUAAUCAAACGCUAGAAGUGAAGCAGGCGGGCGGAAGCUUCCCUGUGUGGACAACAGGAGUUCCAAGGUGUAUUAGUCAAGCAUGUAAGAAAAAGAAUGUGCCUGUUUUCAAAGUGAAGUUCAUCCGUGAAGAGGAAAGCAGAGCCGAUUCCUUCUUAAAGCAUCCCCCACCGUCCUUUCCCACCUACUCACCCACUGUGGGAGCACGUGAAAGGAUGGGGGCGGGGCUUGGGGCAGCGAAGGCCUGGCCUGCAUCAGCACCCCGGAACAAAAAGUCUGCUUGGGCUUCUGAAGCACCCGGGAGAAAAACUGCACUGGACACAUCUGAGGGUGAUUUUAUUCCAGCGUAAAUAUCUAAGUUGGGGGUGCUCAACAGGUUUGGGCUGUUUUUAAAUUUUAUAUUUAACAGUGUUAGAGGUCAGUUUAAACCCUAUAAAUUCUAUCAAGAUAGUUGUAAUUCCUCUGAAGUAAAUCUUCCAUGUCCUGUUACCUACACCAUUGCACUAAGUGUAUUAGCUCCUUUUAUGCAGCAAUUGGUAGAAAGAGCGAGUGUUCAUGCUUUGGGAAAAUAUUAUGCUAUAACUUACGCAUUUUAAAGAUUUUAUAAUUCUGGACAUCUCAGACUUAAGUCAAAUGGCAAACGUGUCCAAAUCUGCCACAGGUGGGCGGAAGGAAGGCUGUGAUGGUACAGCAUCUAUUGUUACUGUCAUUAGUAUUAGGUGAGUUGCAAAGGCCCCAGUGCCACAGUAUAGAGUCAAGUUAAGCAUAAUAAUCAGUACGUUAGGGGCUGGGGAUUUAGCUCAGUGGUAGAGCGCUUACCUAGGAAGCGCAAGGCCCUGGGGUCGGUCCCCAGCUCCGAAAAAAAGAUCCAAAAAAAAUAAUAAUAAUAAUCAGUAUGUUAGGCUACCAUGGGCAAGCUACAAGAGCUGUUUCAUAAGCCAUUCAGUACUAAGACUCUCUGGUCUCGGCGGUCAGAACAGACGCAGAGCUGUUAGAUGGUCAGAAAGAUAGCAUUUUUCUUAAGGAAGCCAGACUUCUGUGAACUGACACUUAAUCUUGCUGUGCUGAUGGACAGAUGGCUGGGCAGCUGAGUGGCAUCCAUUUCACUGACAACACCGGACUCGCACUUUCCUAUUUGAGCCUCUUUGACCAGAGACUGUUUCCUUCUUUACUGUGUCAGAAUUGAGCUGUUUGAAGCCAGAGUAGACUGUAACAUACCUCUAAUACAGCUUUUAGGGUCCGAAUAUUCAGUCUGGAUCCAUGUUAACACCACAGCACACAAGCUGUAUUUUUUCUGGUCUUAGUUGACAGUACCCAUGUAGAAAGGGCUAAACUUCCCUUUGCUGAAGAGAAGAAGGUUAUACAGAGACAUCAAUGCCCAAGUCCUCACCUUCACAAUCACAUCCUAGAGAACGAUAAGUCAGAACAGAAUUGCUCUGGCCAGGGUAUUUUUAUGUUGACAAAAUAUUGUUGCAAUAUUUGAAUCUCCAGAUUGGGAAUCUCCAGGCUGAAAUUGUUUGUGUCAGAAUUUUUAUUUUAAUGUUUCAAGAAUGAGGUAGUCUACAUUAAUCCAAACGAUCUUUACACAUAGACUCUGAAUUUUAAAAAAAAUGACACCUUGUUUUAGAAUAUUUUGAAUACUAAAAGAAAGGAUUGUCUGAGUCAGAUUAAGAUACCCAGAGGGUAGGAUGCUGACCUAACAUCUCGAGCAGGUUAUCCAAAUAGGUGAGGACCUGCUGGCUGCUUCUGGGUGAGCAGAGCCACUGCACAUCACAGCAAGAUCAAAGCAAGGUUUAUCUAGAGUUAGUUAAAGAGUUUCAGUCUGACAAAUUUUAAAGCAUAUUUUUCUAUUUUAAAAAUAUAAUUUCUAGGCUAUAUUUCUAUUGGCGCUUCUGCAAAUGAUUUUGGAUUCCACAGACAACAAUAACACUAGGUUUUGAGCAUGGUUCAGUGAGGCCGCUCAUCAGACACAUGCAGGUGCUGUAGACAGGACCGAGCUUAGCCUUUAGCCGGCUGCCCUUGGCCCUGUAUCUUACCACAGGAUUAGGUUUGUUAUUUUAAAUGGUACAGAAACGUUUACAACAGUAUAAUGUGUGGGGCUGGGGAGUGUAGCUCAGCCGGUAGGAUGUUUGCCUAGACUACACAGUUCUGGGUUUAAUCCCCACCCAGUACAUAAACCAGGCAUGGUGGUAUACACCUAUAAUCCCAGCACUUGGGAAGAAGAAGCAGGAGGAUCAGAUACGUUUAGGGUCAGUCUUGGCUCCAUAGAGAGUUGGGGGCCAAUGUCCGCUAUGUGAUACUCUAUCUCAAAAAGGAAAAGGGACAAUGUGAAGACAUUUUGAAAAGUGUAAAAAUCAUGCCUUUUAAUUUUAGCAGCUACUAAUCUUGAUUCAUAUAUUGGUAUACUAUAAAAAUUCACUUAAAUAGAAACAUGGAGUUGGAAGGAGUGAGAAUAGCUGUGACUCUCAAGUCAACUGAAGUCUGGAUUCUCCUUCCCUAGUGUUUGGGAGUAUAUUCUGCAUUCAUAUUUCAAUACAAUCCUAUCAGAAUGUGAAGCUGCUGAAUGUCUGCAUUUCUGUUCUUUCUGUACAGCAUGUACUGCCCUGAUCUCAGCCACGAGGCUGGUUUGAAAGCUCUUUGCUGAGUACCAAGUCUACUUUUAACUCUGCUUUGAGUUUAGAGAGCAAUAGACUUGGAAAAGUAGGCUCUCAACAAAGUAAUUUUUUUAAUAUUUAGUUGAAAUUUUAAACAGUCCCAUCUUGGAGAAAAUCUUAGCUGUGAGUUUUUUCCACCUCUGUCCUAGAGGAAAGACAGACAGCACCCUCUAAAGCCAGUGUUGGUGAUGAAACAGAAGGAGUAGUUCAUUCAGAAGAAUGCGCAGGCCAGUUCAGGAGAGCUUCUCCUGCCCCAGGCUGGUGACAAGACUGUACAGGAUGUGACGUACAGGGAAAGCAAAGAAGGCCCAGAGCCAUUAGUCUACACCUGAAUGCUGGGCUCUGUUUCAUGGCAGUGUUAAAAGGCUUCUGUAUACAAACAACUAGUGUAUAUUAACACCUUGACAUUAAAGUCUUGGCCAACAACCCCAAGCUCUACCUCUCAUUCCAGCAUAAAACCAUGAGAGUAUCCAAGCUAGAUUCUUCUGUAUAUGUUUCCAUUUUUAGUUUGUUUUUGUUUUUGUUUUUGUUUUUUUUUGUACAAAACUGAGUCACAGAGGCAGAGCACUUAACUCCUUUUUAACUAGAAGGAAAAAGAAAAUACCUUCAACUAAUCUCCAUUCAAAACCAUUCAGGGCAAUCUGGGCCCCAUGGUAAUCAUGAACACAAAAUGAGACCCUGACACAAGAAGCAAUUUUUUUUUAAAUCAGGCAGCACUGAGUUUUGAUAAGUCAACAAAUCCAGAAGAAAUUCCAGACGCUCAGAUUUCCAUGUUAAAUAAGCCUCUUUUGAAGCAUAAGCUGACAGUCUCAUUAAAUACUUCACAGAAACACUUCUGAAACCUCAGGCUUCCGUGUUUACAGCAAAUCUCCGAGAGACACAGUGAGCUCAUAUGACGAGAUUGUUCUGUUUUCUUCACAAGUCUUUCACGUGGACAUUUCAGAAACUCAGUUCUCAUAGAUGGUACAUCAUGUGAGUAUGAUCAAGUAGGGUAGCUGAGACUGUAUGAGGCCACUGUGCAUCCUGGCUUAGUCAGGUACUGAGCAUAACGUUAGUAGCCAAGCUGUACAGACGAAGACUCAGUAGUAAGCCUAAGCUGAGACUGCCCUGGAAAAUGAGGCCUUGUUCCCUUCACCGUGGGGUUUUCACCAGAAAAUGUAAAAAUGGUAAUAUGAGUGGUCUCCCCAUAGAGCAAAGAUGAUAAAAAUUUUGAUUUACAAUGUGUUCUGUAUCUUGAAGUGAGUGUGAUUAUCUUAUAUACAUUCUUACACUGCUAUUCAUCAGCCAGAUUCAGUGCAAGGAAAGACAGACUGUAGAUGACUUCGGUGAACUUUGACAAUAUGUCUUGAGGAUUACCUUCCUCCGGGUUAGUUUACCCCUUUAGAGGUUAAUACAGUGUUUAUGAAAAAAAUGUUACUGGUAACUGAAGGGCAGCACAGCGGUAAGGAACCUUCCGGCAUGUGCAAGACCCUGGGGUUGGUCCUGAGCGCUGGAAAAAAAAAAAAACGAAGUGACUCCAUUGGUAUUCUGUUCUAAUACUUGGAGAAUGACCUUCAUACUUAUAUAUGUCUUAUGUCUUAACCAUACAGUGAUAAAAUCCAGGAAAUGUUUUUUAACAAAACUGUUUGUAAAAUGUUUAUAAUUAUAUAAAAGUGGAUCUUCUACAUGUUCAAUAAAAAGCAAUAUCUCCAAAUUGUAGAUGCUCUUAA
Molecule: messenger RNA, 5732 nt
Organism: Rattus norvegicus (Norway rat)
Lineage: Eukaryota; Metazoa; Chordata; Mammalia; Rodentia; Muridae
Gene: Eeig2
Product: EEIG family member 2
Exons: 11
Coding region: 287-1384 (365 amino acids)
Source: RefSeq, marked validated